AUGAGUGCUUAAGUGUUGUUUCGUGUGAAAUGCUCCACUGAAUUUAGUUAAAUGGUGAGGAUCGUUGGAAACUCUUCAUAAUUGGGAAAUUGGAAUCCAUAACAAGGAUUUAAAUUAAUGACCAAUAAUGAAAUGUAUCCUAUUUGGUAUAGUGAUUUCGCUUUGGAUGUUGAACUAGGUAGAAAUAUUGCUCUAUUUCUAGAUUAACUCGUCGAAUUCAAACUAAUUAUCACCGAUGGAUGUAAUUCGUUUUGGGAAUGUGGUGAAAAUCGUUUUCUCUAGAUAUAAGGAUAGAAAAUGGUGGUUAUUUUGACUUAUAACAUGCCGUCCAUCUUUAUCUACAGUAUAAAAAGGAUUAUUUCAGACAAUGAUCUGCCAACAAUCGCAUAAGGUAAUAUAAAUUAAAUAAAAUGUAGGCCGAAUAAGAAAGGUUUCAUUACAACUGUAGGAUAAGCUGUAUGAUUCAGACGAUGACUCGGUAAGUUAUUUUGUGAUUCUUUUAGGAUUCCGAUUAAGAAAGUGAUGCUAAUUCCAUAUUUUAAGAUGAAAUCACUUCAUGCAAUUCAAAUGAGAAUAUUUCAAAUUCUUCUCAUUUCGAGCCAAUCUUUUACAGUGAAUAUUGAUUUUGCUUACUC
Paramecium octaurelia is the source of this 635-nucleotide messenger RNA. Lineage: Eukaryota; Ciliophora; Oligohymenophorea; Peniculida; Parameciidae. The record is from the annotation of a GenBank genome assembly.